AUGGAUUUCAAGAAUCAGACUCUUGCUACAGAGUUUGUUUUUCUGGGUUUCUCCAACAUCACGCAUGGCCGGAUCUACCUUAUCCUGCUGUUCCUCGCCAUCUAUUUGGUGACCAUUCUGGGCAACCUCAUGAUCAUCACCCUCAUCCUGGUGGACUCCCCCCUUCACAGCCCCAUGUCCUUUUUCCUCAGCCACUUGUCCUGCUUGGAUGUCUGCUACUCAACAGUCACAGUCCCCAAGAUCCUAGCAAAUCUCCUUCUCCAAAGGAACACCAUUCCCUACAACCAUUGCUUGGUCCAGAUGUUCUUCUUGAUGGCCUUCUCUGGCUCAGAAUGCUGGUUGCUGGCCAUCAUGGCAUACGACCGCUACGCUGCCAUCUGUCAGCCUUUGCGCUACUCUCACAUCAUGAGCCCAGACAUUUGCAUGCAAGCGGCCCUUCUCACCUGGGUCUGGGGCUUCCUAGAUUCAGCACUGCACACAGCCUUGGCCUCCAAGUUACAUUUCUGUGGAGAAAAUCAGAUCCAUCACAUCUUCUGUGACCUCCCACCACUGCUGAAAAUUGCCUGUGGUGAUAUACAUGUCAACCAGAUAACAACUCAUAUAACCACCAUAUUUGCGGGACUGACCCCUUUCCUUCUUGUUGCCAUCUCAUACAUCUACAUCCUUGCAUCCAUCCUGCGCAUCCGCUCCAACUCGG
Python bivittatus (Burmese python) is the source of this 697-nucleotide messenger RNA. RefSeq names its product olfactory receptor 5V1-like. NCBI's taxonomy places the organism in Eukaryota, Metazoa, Chordata, Lepidosauria, Squamata, Pythonidae. Gene Ontology annotation, cellular component: membrane. Gene Ontology annotation, biological process: G protein-coupled receptor signaling pathway. The record is from RefSeq and is a predicted model, not a curated record. Gene Ontology annotation, molecular function: olfactory receptor activity; G protein-coupled receptor activity.